Paramecium sonneborni is the source of this 3893-nucleotide messenger RNA. The record is from the annotation of a GenBank genome assembly. NCBI's taxonomy places the organism in Eukaryota, Ciliophora, Oligohymenophorea, Peniculida, Parameciidae.
AUGAAUAAAUGCCUCGAAAAUAAUUAUUAAAUUAAUAUGACUGAAUUAAUAGUGUUUAGAUGUAUGUAUGAUGGACAUUCAAAUGAACCAAUUUUGGGCAUUUGUUUGUUAUAGAAUUGCGAAUCCUCCAAUUUCUUUUGCUAUAAAUGUUUAAUAGAAAAGCAUAAAGAUCAUUAAGAUAAUUGCCAAAGGAUUUCUUAUAUUUCUACUCUUCUCUAAAAUUUUUAGAAUGGCUCUUCAAAUAGAGAAAAAGAACUUUAAGAAAUAUAUACAAAAAUAAAGGAUGUUUAUAAAUAAAAUGCUAAAAAAAAAGAAAAUAUUUUAAUCCAAAACUAGCUCUUAGCAUAACUAAAUAAAUUUAAACUUGUCCAUUUAGAAAUUCAACAAUAUAUAGCAAAAGAAAAAUAGCUGCUGAAUGAGUUAAUUAAGACUAUAGAUGGUCAAUAAUUUAACUUAUUAAAAUAAUAUAUUCCAUUUAUAAAAUUAUAUAAUUAACAUGAUUAAGAAUUUAAGACAUGUAUGAUGUAAUAAUUAAUAAUAGAUUACAAUUAAGGUAUAUAACUAGCAAUUAAGCAUUUGAAUAGAUUAUUAUCAAAUAUUUAAUUUGAAGAAAUUAUUUGUAUUGGUAAUAACUUAGAUUCAUAAUUCUUUUAGGAAUUUCUUUAAUUAUUCUCUAUGGUUAUUAAUACAAUCCUGAGUUGCAUCAAAAAACAGAAUAAAUAUAAUUUCAAAAUGAAAGUAAUUAUAUAAAAGAAGGUACUAAUAACAUAAAAUAAAUUUAAAAGGAGCAGAAUUAUAUCAAUAAAAAGAAUAUGAUAAAGCAAUUGUAAAAUUUAGCUAAGAAAUUAUCAAUUCAUAUAAAAAUCAUAAGUCCUACAACAAUAAAGGUAGUUAAAAUAAAUAAAAUUAGGAUUAUCUUUACAUAAUUUAAAGCGAUUCGAGAAUGCUUUAUAUUUAUUUGAUACUGCAAUAAAAUUGAAUCCUAAAAAUGAAAAUGCUAGAAAUAAUAAGGGUUACUUUAGUAUCAUAUUAUAUAGGUUUGUGCCUAUUAGAACUUAAGUUUUAUGAUUAAGCUAUAGAAUCUUUCAAUAAAGCAAUCUAAAUUAAUCCCAAUUAUGACAAAGCUUAUAAUAACAAAGGUGUAAUAUUACCCUUUACUAUAGGAAAUGCUUUAAGAAAUAAAGGACUUUAUUAAUAAGCUAUAGAGUCAUAUGAUAAAUCAAUUACAAUUAAUCCUCAAAAUGAUAAUGCAUUCAAUAACAAAGGUUUAAAAUACUAUUAAUAUUAAAAGGGCUAGCUUUAUUUGAAUUAAAGAAAUACUAAGAAGCUAUUGAUUCAUAUGAUUAAGCUAUUUAAAUAAAUUAAAAUUUUGAUAAAGCUUGGAAUAACAGAGGUAAUAUUUAUUAACAUUAUAAUAGGUCUUGCCUUAGUUGAAUUAAAUGAAUUUUAAAAAGCUUUAGAGUCAUUUAAUCAAGCGAUUUUAUUGAAUCCAAAAAAUGAUUAUUCUUUGGUUAGUAAAGGUAUUUUUAAUGAUAUAUGUUUUCUUAAGGAUAACUGCUAUUUUAACUAAAAAAAUCGUAAGAGGCUUUGUCUACAUUUAACAAAGCCAUAUCUAUUAAUCCUUAAAAUGAAAAUGCAUAAAAUUAAAAAGGUAUCUUUAAACUAAAAAUUUAGGGUUAUGUUUAUUAGAUUUAGAACUUUAUGAUGAAGCAAUAGAUCAAUUUAAUUUGGUUUUAAAAUUAAAUUAAAAUAAUUAUAAAGCGUAAUUCAAUAAAGGUUAAUUUUUAAAGUAUUUUUAAGGAAAUGCAUUAAGUAGUAAAGGACUUUUUGAAGAUGCAAUAAACUCAUAUGAGAAAUCGAUAGCAAUUAAUCCAAAAAAUGAUUUGGCUCAUAAUAAAAAAGGUAAUUUCUUUCUUUUAAUAUUUACAGGUCUUGCAUUAUCCUAAUUAAGACGUUUUUAAGAAGCAAUUUAUUCAUUUGGUCUUGCUACUAGAAUUGAUCCUUUAAAUUAAAGCUAUUUGAUUAAUAAAGGUAAGAAAUAUAACUAAUUAGGUAUCGCUUUACAUUAAUUAAAACGUUGUUAAGAGGCUUUGACUUAUUUUGAUCAAGCCAUACAAAUAGAUUCAAACAAUGAGAUAGCCUACAAUAAUAAAGGUUAAUGAAUUCUUAAAUAUCUAAAGGCUAGUGCUUAUAAGAAUUAAAAUAGUUUGACUAAGCAAUAGAUGCUUUUGAAAAAGUAAAAGAAAUUAAAUCUAGAUUAAAAAAUUAAUAAAAACCAUGUUAUAUUAAUUAAUUAUUUUUAGUAUCCAAAAAACAGCCUGAAAAUAGGAGACCUUAAAUAAUUAUAAAACAUACAAAUAAUUGUUAUAAAGUUUUAUAUUGACAUUAGGUUUUCUCAUAAUAAGACCACCUUACUAAAACUAAGCAGAAUAGUAGCCUAAUCAAGAUAUUAGGAAUCAAAUGUAAGUUGAGAAUCUUCCAUUUUGUUUUAAUUGUAUUUUUAUCAAUAAUAGAUAGAAAAUUUUGAAACCAAAUAAAAACCUGAACAAAACCAAAUAAAAUCAAAAAGAGGUUCAUUUUUGUAAAAUUCGAAUAUUUAAAAACCAUCUGAAAGUAAUUAAAAAUACAUAUUAUUAGUUUAUUCUCUACAUUCCUCUCGUCAUUUGAAACUACCAAUUCAUACUUAGGAGAAUGAAGUUCCACCAAGUACAAGAGAAUCACAUAAUAUUAAUAAAUAAAGUAUUAAAAUCAUGAUAUGAAAGCUAUUGAAUCGAGUUUUUAAUAAUAAGUAGAUGAGUAAGAAAAAGAUGAAGAUCCUCCCUUGAAAAAUAAUUAUAAUUAAAUAAUUAAAUAAGGAAUAGAACUAUUCGAUUAAAAAUAAUAUUAUUAAGCAUUGAGAUAAUUUGAUUAAGCUAUUAUUUUAUAACCUUAGUCUUAAGAACCCUAUUAUAGAAGAGGUUAAUAUUUUAAUUAUUAAAUUUCUUAGGAGAUACGUUAUUAAUCUUAAAUUACAAUGAAAGAGCUUUGGAGUCUUUUAAUAAAGCUAUUUAAUAAAAUUGUUAAUAAUAUCAGGUUUAUUUAAAAUAAGGUAUUUUCUAUAUUUCAUCAUCAAUUAGGCCUUGCUUUAUUUAAUUUAAAACGUUAUCAAAAAGCUCUUGCCUCUUUUAAUAAAGUUUUAUCUCUAUAUUCAAAGAGUUGGGAAGCUUAUCUUGGUAAAGGUAGUUUAUUAUAUUAAUUUAGGGAAUUGUUUACAUUACUUAAAUUAAUUUUAAGAGGCUUAUGAAUCAUACAAUUAAGCCUUUUAGCUAAAUCCAUAUAAUAAAGAUACUCAUAAUAAUUUUGUAAUUCUGGGAAAUGCAUUAUACAAUUUAAAUAGAUACGAUGAAGCUUUAUAAUCCUAUAAUAGAACAUUAGGCUAUAAUUAAAAUAAUCAUGAAGCAUAAUUUGGAAAAGGUAUAAGAUUUUCAAAAGUGAUUAGGAAAUGUCUUAUUUUGUAAAAAGUAAUAUGAAGAAUCUCUUUAAUGUUAUAAUAAAGCAAUUUCUUUAAAUCCAAAUAGAUUUUAAUAUCAUUAUAAUCAAGGUAAAUAAAGAUGAUCAAUUAUUUUAGGUAAAGCUUUAAAGUAAUUAAAAAAUUUCUAAAAAGCAGUUGAUUCAUUUAAUAAAUCAAUUGAAUUAUUUUCAAAAACCAAAGAAGCUUAAGAAGAUUUAGGUUUAAUUGUUAAAUUUAUUUUUAGCAAAAGAUAUAGAGUUAUAAAGUGUUUUUUGCGAAGCCUUAGAAGUUUAUAAUGAACUAAUUAUAAAAAAUAAAAAAAAUGCAACAAUUUUUUAUAACAAAGGUAAAAAUAAUCUUAAAAAAAUUAGGCAAUAUUUUNUACAUUCCUCUCGUCAUUUGA